AAUGAAAAAUUUUCAAGCAGUCGUACGUGUACCUGUAGCCGCGUAUGUACUGUAACGUUUGCUAUGGGGAACCUUGAACCUUGUUCGGUUAAUUAAUACAAAUAUGUAUUAAUACGUAUUGUAAUGUUGUUUUUUUUUUUCGUGAAUUUUUGAAAUAAUUAUUUACAAAUUUUUCUGUUAUCAAUAGCCGCAUAUUCAUUAAUGGUAUCAUAAAUGUAAUUGUAAUUAAUUGAACUGAUUUUUAGUAACAUAUUUAUUAUAAUAUUAUUAAUUUAUUAUUAAUUUAGUAAACUUUGCCCGCGUUAUUUCUUAAUCCAUAAAUUAUUUAUAACCUCUGUAUAUUGAAACGAAAAAUUGUAUAUUAUUGAGUAGAGUUUUAAUAAGUUUAUAUUAAUUCGGUAUUUAAUUUAAUGCUUCAAAUACGAAAAAAUAUGUUUCUUGUUUGCGUAACUGUGGGGCUAGUCCUCUUAGCUUCGAAAUAUCGUAAUAACAUGCUUCGAGGUGUCAAAAAAAUAUAUUCCAGUAUAAAACGUAGAAGUAAUAAAUCGAACAAUAACGAUAAAAAAGAAGUUAAAAUUGAAUUAAGUCAAAUUAUUCUAGCUGACUCUUUAGAGAAAAGCGAUUACGCUAUUCAACGUAUUUAUUGCAAUUUAUCUGAUGGUAUAUUAGGUUUUGAUUGUGAAUGGGUAAACGAAGGGCCCGUGUCCCUACUCCAACUUGCUACACAUAAUGGAGUAUGUGCUUUAUUUCGUAUUAAUAAAAUUGGAUUCAUUCCUCCAAGAUUACAGGAAUUACUAGCUAGUAAGCGUAUACUUAAGGUUGGUGUAGCUCCAUUUGAAGAUGGACAGAAAAUAAUAAAAGAUCAUGGAUGUGCAGUUUUGGGUACUCUUGAUUUAAGAAGAUUAGCAGAGUGCUUUCAACUUCCUACUCCUAAAAGUUUGGCAGCAAUGUGUUUAGAAUAUCUCGGUACAAAAAUAGAAAAAUUAAUAGAAGUGAGAUGUGGUGAUUGGGAUGCGGAUACUCUUUCUGACGAUCAAGUAGCUUAUGCCGCUUGUGAUGCCAUGGCAUCAAUUCUUAUUUAUCAUCAGAUAAUGCGAGAAGCUAAAGAAAAAUUAUCAUUAGUUGAGAAAUUUGUAAUAUAUUUAUGGAAGAUUUGGUUUAAAGAUGAUGCCAUGAAAUUUCAUGGUUUACCUGCGGGAUUAAUUGAUAUGAGGUUCAAGGGUCACAAAACAAAUAUAACUUCCAAUAAUAACAAUGGUAUUAAUAAAUAUCACAAGAAUAUUAUAAAUAAUAUUGUAAUUAACGAAGGAUUAAAUAUAAAUGAACAUGAAAGUAAUAUACCUAUAAGGAAAAAACCAUUAUAUCAUAAUUGCUAUUUACAAGCACCAGAUGGAGAUAUAUUGUGUACAUGUGACCGUAAAAAAGCAGAGUGGUAUAUAAAGAAAAAUUUAGCAGAUGUUGUUGAAGAACAACCCUUUACAGUAAGAUUGAAAUUUGAACCAUCAGGACGUGCAUUAGGAGAAGUUGGUCAAUAUUAUACACAAAUCAAAAUUAAUCAAUGUGUUGUUUGUGGUGCUUCAGAAAACUUUAUUCGAAAAAAUGUAGUACCAAGAGAAUAUCGCAAAUAUUUCCCAUUGGUAAUGAAAGCUCAUCAAUCUCACGAUGUAUUAUUAUUGUGUCCAACAUGUCAUGAGAAUAGCAAAAGUCAUGAUCUGCAGCUCAGAAGAAAGCUUGCAGAUAUGUGCAAUGCUCCUUUAGCAGGUCCACUUACUCAUACAAAUUGGAAGAAAUUACAUUGUGCUAUUAAAGCUUUACGUAAUGAACCAAUGUUACCACUUCAACGACAAGAAGAACUUACAAAUAUUAUCUUAGAAUAUGCAGGACAACAAGAAAUUACUCCAAAUCUGCUUAAUUCAUUGGAUGAAGAAUUGAAAAGUGCUCUAUCUUCAUCAAUUAAUCAAUCAAAGCAACAACCACAUGGCUUAAAAGUAGUUCAAUGGUUUGAAGAAAGGGAAGGCGGUCUUGUAGAAUUGGAAAGAAUUUGGAGAGAACAUUUUCUAACCACCAUGAAGCCACAACAUUUACCAAAUUUGUGGUCAGUAAGGCAUAAUCAAGAACGACUAACUAUUCGUCAAACACAAAAUAGAAUAGAUCCCCAAGAUGCAAAGGUAGCAGGAUUAAUAUAUUAAGGUUUUACAAAUGUACCUGAAAGUAUUCGUAUAAGAGCGAGUACUUAUAUCAAAAAGACUAUCAAGAAAACAAUAUAUCUCUUGAAUAUAAAUUA
Molecule: messenger RNA, 2284 nt
Organism: Vespa velutina
Lineage: Eukaryota; Metazoa; Arthropoda; Insecta; Hymenoptera; Vespidae
Gene: Exd2
Product: exonuclease 3'-5' domain-containing protein 2
Exons: 7
Coding region: 411-2189 (592 amino acids)
Biological process (GO): nucleobase-containing compound metabolic process
Cellular component (GO): nucleus; cytoplasm
Molecular function (GO): 3'-5' exonuclease activity; nucleic acid binding
Source: RefSeq, a predicted model, not a curated record